AUGGCAAGAUUAUCGCGGGCUCCGCCGCCAUCUUCCCGGACCAGGAAAACGAUAUUGUCAUCAUCCUCCGAAUCUGGCUCCGACAACGGCUCCAACUCGGAUUCAGACUCCGAGUUUCCUGACAUCGCCGCUCUAUCACCAAGUCCCAAGAGGAAAACAGCUACUAGAAAGAGAGCCUUUCCACCUACGUACACAGCCUCUACCACCAGUAACCAAGGGCAGACAGUCGUCGAAUCCGCAACCUCACCAAACGCAGCCUCAUCAUCAGUAACCGGCGGCGCCAAGAGGCGAAAGCUGCUUCUGGGCGCAACGUUUUCGGAUAAUGUCCUGUUUCAAAAGUGGACGCCAACCGAGGAGGAUGCGGGGCUGCCGGCGAGGAGGAAGAAGAAGAGGGUUCUUACCACCGCCAAUAAUAACCCGUUUGGACUUGGUCGGUUAGCUCUAGGGAUGCGCAAUGAGGAGGGGGGCGAGGCCAAUGACUCUGAGUUUGAGAAUCCGGUGGUUCGCCGUCGAGAGAACAUGAAGGUCAAAGAGGUGAAGAGGGUGGGACAAGGGGAGAGUACAAGUACGGUUAUUGCCAAGGCGGAGGUGGGCAGGAUGACCGGAGAAGGUCUUUUCGGAGGUCGGUUUUCUGUGUCGAAAGAGCAUGGGGAGGCAAAAGACAAGAAAAUGGCAAAGGAUAAGGUGAAGGAGGAGAAGGAGGAAAAUGAGGAAAAGCCUUCGGCAAGUCUUGUUCAGCUAACGGAACAAGUCACCAGCAAGAACAACGACAUAAUGGAAAUUGAUGAGGAGGAUCGGGACUUGGACAUAUUCGAGGACCUCGAAGAUUAUGCGGAGGCGUCAUUCCAUACCGCGUGCUCCAUGGAGACUUCCGAGUCAGAAGAUGGACGUACGUUGAAGACCACGGCUGCUAGAAAGGGACAGAAUGCCAACACGGCGGCGGCGACAUCCAACUCGAAAGAAGAUGACUCAGACGAAGACCUGGACGAUUUCUUCACGAGGUUGAGCAGCAAGCCCAAGAUCCCAAUUGUCAGAGAAAGUCAUCUUUCGCCGACAAAGCCUCGGGAGACGAAGAACUCCAGAGGCAAGCGAAUGGACAUGGAUGCGACCUUGACAGGGGAAAGACAGAGCCAGAAGAGCCGGACUUUAUUCGAUGAGGAGGAAGAGGAAGAGAGUGUCCAACGACAACGACCAGCUAGGCCAACAAGACGGACAGUUGCUUCUAGCGACGAAGAAGAUACCUGUGGUGAGGAGGAUGUAACGCAGGACUUUUCCUGUCUUCAGUUGGAAUCCUCCUCCUCUUCCUCCUCCUCCGAAGAAAGCUCAGAAACCGAAACCGAACAAAGGCGAUCUCGUCCACCACCAACAGCUGCUACGAGAAAGCGGACACGAAUGCCCAGUCCUUCAUCUCCCAAACUAAUACCGAAGCUCAAACCGAAGACAGCGGCAGCACAACCACUAUUACCACCACCAUCUCCCAAAAAGCUUCCACGGAUCCCCUCCACCCCUCACCGCCCUUCAUCCGACCUCUUCUGGUCCCGCGAAUUCGUCGACGACUGGAACGACGAGCACUCCCCCGUCAAGAAGGAGCUCUUCCCUUCUUCGACCACCAAACCCACCUCGGAUAAUACUACUAACUCCUCCUCCCCCAAGAAAAGGACACGAGCGCCUCCUCGCAGCCCGCAAAAGCUCGCCGCCGCUCAAGCCCGCGAAUCCCGCCUCCUGCGGCAAGCCUUCGACACGCACAAGCACUCCCUCGCCAGCACCUUUUUGUCAUUACUCGACACCCGCCUAACCUCCGGUCGCUUAUCAUGCCUAACCGCCAGCACAGGCGGAAUCAAGCUGGUCUGGAGCAAGACGCUGAACACGACGGCCGGAAGAGCGAAUUGGAAGAAGGAGAAGGAAGAAAAGAAAGAAGUCAAGCACCAUGCCUCUAUUGAGCUCGCUACAAAGGUGUUGAGUACCCCGGAAAGAUUGUUUAAUACCUUGGCCCACGAGUUCUGCCACUUGGCGGUGUUCAUGAUCGACGGGGUCACUACGAGGCCGCACGGGGGGGAGUUUAAGUGCUGGGCGAGGAAAGUUAAUGAGUCAGAGUUUGGGAGACAUCGUGGACCGCUGGGCAGCAUGAUCUUGGAAGAAGGGGAGAGUAAGGGGAAGUGGGAAGGUGGUUACGCGGUGGAGGUCACGACGAGACAUGGGUAUGAGAUUGAGUUUAGGUAUGUGUGGGUUUGUGAUGGACCUCUUGCUUCUGCUUCUUCUGGUCAAGGACCUGCUGGUGGCUCUGGGGUAGGGAAAGGGGGAGAGAAAGAAAACGGAGGAGGGUGUGGAACAGAGUAUAAACGCCAUUCCAAAAGCGUUGACCCCUCGAGACAUCGGUGUGGAGUCUGCAAAGGGGUUUUGAGGCAGGUUAAACCUGCGCCCCGAGGGGGUCAGGGUCAACAAGGUAGUGGUGGGAACAUUUCCUCUGCCGAUGGGGAGCAACCUGGCACCCAAGGAGGAAUGGGCAUGGGCACGAACAAGAUUAAGGAGAAGGCUAAGCAAUCCGAGUACCAAAUCUUUGUCAAGGAGCAGAUGAAGGUGGUUAAAGCUCAGAAACCGGGAUUGGCGUUUGGGGAGGUUAUGAAGGAGGUUGCGGAACGGUGGAAAGUUGAGAAGGCGAGGAGGGAGAGGGAGAAGGAGACGAAGGAGAAGAAGGCCACGCUACCUACUGAAGUGCUUGGGAAGUUUUCAACACUUCUGGAGGAGGUUAUCGCUGAUGAAGACGACCAUGACGAGGACAACAGUCCCGGUAUGUUCGAGGACGAACCGAUGAUGGAUGUGGUUGAUUUGACCGCGGAUGACUGA
Molecule: messenger RNA, 2844 nt
Organism: Sordaria macrospora k-hell
Lineage: Eukaryota; Fungi; Ascomycota; Sordariomycetes; Sordariales; Sordariaceae
Cellular component (GO): nucleus
Source: RefSeq, a predicted model, not a curated record